AUGUCAAGACCGGCACAUGCACCAUUUACACAGGAAGUGACACAACCUACCGCUAGCGACGAGAACGCCGUGCCGCCACCCUCCAGAGACCAGCACAGUGACGUCAACAAGAUCUUGCGUAUUUCCUCAUUCGUAGCACUCUUUAUCCUCGCCGGAAUAAUACUUACAAUAUUGUUGCUGCCGCAAUCGAACCACACCAAUGGCGAUAAAAAGGGAGUCUGCUCGACGGCUGACUGCAUCUACCACGCAUACCUCCUGGGCCUGAACCGCAGCCGCGCAGCCACACCAUGCGAGGAUUUCGGACGCUUCGUAUGCUCUGGCUGGGACAACAAGUACCGCGAUAUCGCAUUCACGGUCCAGAUGGAUGCCAUCAUGGACUGGAUCGCGCGCUUGACGCAAUCCAGCCGUCGCGCCGAUUGGACGGCAAGCGUUUCUGGCAGACCUCUGAACAUGAUGCGGGAGUGCGUGCAAAGGACCAGCAGCAAAGACGAAGCUGUUCGAGAAUUGGUGAGUUUCGUCAAUGGUCGCACAUUUUCUUGGCCCACAAGAGACUGGCACGAAACGGGGCCAGUCAAGCCGUGGUAUCCCCUGCAAGCUCUACUAGAACUAGCCGUGUUAUGGGGACUUCCGCUGUGGUUUCGCGUCGACCUUGUACCCAGCCAUCUGGAACACCGAAGAAGCCUUGUCGUUAUCCGUCCAUCACCGUUUCCUACUGCGUUUCACUACCUUCACAGCCGGUUCCUCCGCUAUGCUGACGUGUACCCUCUCUACGUGCAAGAUUUCAUAGACAUUAUCCUCAGCCAUCGGCCCGCAGCACCUGCUUUCGAGGCAUUCAUACGGGCUAGCGCACGGAUGCAAGGCCACGUUUUCGGGAACAUGACCGCGGCGGGCGAAGUUGCGCACUUCACACCUAGAGUUGUCACCGUUGAAACGCUGCAGUCACUUGUGAAGAACGUGAGCGCCGAAGACUGGAUAAUCGCCUUUCGGUCCGUUGACACGACACCGCUUCACAACGACAGCCUUGUCCUAGCAGCGAGUGAAAGCAUUUUGGCGGCGAUGGACACUCUCUUCGGAGUCUACACGGCGAGAGAUAUUUGGUUCCACACGAUUUGGUGGUUUGCGCAAGCUGUUGGCAUUGUGGCUGUCAAGACCCUCUUUUCGGACCUGAAGGUGCAUCCGCUAGGGAAAGCGCUGCAGUCCAUUGUGUGCGCCCUGCACGUCGACGCCUCGUACAGUGCGCUUCUCGCCGCCAAUUACAAGUCGCAUCUCUCCACCGCCGAACAGCAGACCGUCAGGAAACUCUUCGACAAUAUCCAGGCAGUCGCUGUGGAAAAGGUGCGCUCAUCCACCCUGCUCUCGUCAUCCUCCAGGUCUGCACUGGCGACCAUGCUUGAGAACACAAAAAGCGUCGUGUGGCCACAACACGGUUUCGACAGCAAGGAAGCUCUCGAGAGCUUCUACGGCGCAACUUACACUAAAGCUAACAGCUUUCUUGGCGAGUGGUUGUGGAGCAGACGGCAAAUGCAGCGACUCGGGGUCGCCGCUGUGCACACUGAGGCGGGCACUGUGCAUGGACUAUCCUUGAAGUGCCUUAGCUGGUACGACGUGGCUCUUAGCAUCAUUUCUAUCGCACCUGCGGCUCUGGCGCCUCCUUUCUACUACGCCACUGGUACAAGUGCUAUGCUGUACGGUGGACUCGGUUACAUCUUCGCUGCGCAAACACUAUCCGCUCUGAACACAAUGUUCUACCUCUUCAAAGAUAUCCUCUGCCUGGCGUGGUUGCGCGCCGAAGGCGACAAAUGUAUAGGAGAGGAGAAUCUGCCCAACGAGAUGGAGGAGUAA
Molecule: messenger RNA, 1842 nt
Organism: Dermacentor silvarum
Lineage: Eukaryota; Metazoa; Arthropoda; Arachnida; Ixodida; Ixodidae
Product: neprilysin
Exons: 4
Coding region: 1-1842 (613 amino acids)
Biological process (GO): proteolysis
Molecular function (GO): metalloendopeptidase activity
Source: RefSeq, a predicted model, not a curated record